GUAAAGGCAUACGGAUACCUAGAAUUUAAGGGUUGAGCAUGCUGCCCAGUUGUUGCGCCGGAGCGGGCCCUGCCUCCGCUUCCGGUUGUUACGGCCGGUGUUGACAGAGCAGGCCUUGAUAAGAGGCAAGGAAGCGAGCUGAAAUCCGUGGCGAUGGCGCCAAAGCUGGCGACUGAUGGAGUCCUUUUUGAUGACAAACUGGAGGUUUUAGUUGCGAUCAACCGUUACGGAUUGCGGACCCGACCUUGACGGGCUUGGCCACUCCAUCGGAUCUGCUGGUAUUGGACAUUGGCGAAAUGCACCGAUGAUACUGCGCAGCAAAAGAAGAGGAAUUCCAGAACACACGGCCCACCCGAACCACGAGGACCACCGCGUGGCCAGUGUGCAGUACUCGGCAGUUGCAAGACAUGAACCCCUGAACAAGUGCUUACCACUUUUCAAGGUGUGUCCGGCGUGCCUUGCUAGUGUACCGCGCUCUCUUCAGCACGGCCCACGCAGGGCCCCUCGAGGCGAGAAGAAGAAUGGGGUUGCAUGGAUGGACAUGGGUGCAUCGAUGCAUGGAAAGAUGAGCGCUGCAGAAGAAUUAAUACGGGGGGAGGUCGCACCUGGCGCUGAGCCAAGGGUCGCCGGCCGUUCUGCUGCUCUUUUUGCUGCUUCUGCUGCCCAUCCCCUCGGUGCACCUGAUCGAUCCUCUCACCUAAAAUUCCUGUAUUACGAUUAUUCCUCUCAGCUUCCAUUCUUCUAUCCUUUUUGUUCUCGCUGCCGGACCGCUCGGAUUGUCCCUCACUCUCCCGUCAUAAUCCCCCCUUUCUGUCAACCCGCCGUGGCCCGCUUUCCCCAUCCGUCACAUCCCGGCUCACUCCUCGUCAGUCCAGCUCCAGUUUCACCAGCAACCCCCAGACAACAGCAGACAGCAUUGUCGAGAAGCGCCAAUUGCCCAUCGGAAGCCUGGCCGGUCGAUGGUAAGGCGAGGAUAAGGCGCCAUUGAGAUCGAAUCUCGACCACGGGCUCGCUGCGACGUCAUUACGACCUUCUUACAGCGCCAUCAGGCGUUUCAUGUCCUGUGGACCUCAACUCCCCUUCGUGCGCCGCCCUCCGUCACUCGCUCGCAGCACGCCCUCCUCCACAGCUAAUACUCCGAAGUUCGACAAUCGUCACACGCCGAACGACCUUUUUGGUUUUUCCUUUUUGAUAUUUCGCAUCGAUUCGCCAUCACAACGGCCACCCGACUGAUAUAAUGUGUUUUGGAGCUCGUGAAAAAGGCGACGAGGCCGGCGCGGCCAGGUCGCGUGAGUUGGACAAGAUUAUUCGUGCCGAUGAGAAGAAGAUGUCGAAGGAGGUGAAGCUGCUGUUGUUAGGAGCGGGCGAAUCCGGAAAAUCCACGGUGCUCAAGCAGAUGAAGUUGAUCUACGCGCAGGGGUUCAGCAAAAGCGAAAAGCUGGAGUGGAAGCCAGUAGUGUUCCAGAAUAUCGUCCAUUCCUUUCGAUUAAUCUUCGACGCCAUGAACGAGCUCAACAUCCCAUUUGAGAACCCAGAUAACGAGAAAAACAUGGCGCACAUUAUGGUGGACUACGAUGUGGUUGCGGAUGAGCCACUGCCAGAAGACUACUUGGAGCCCAUCAAAAGCUUAUGGCAAGACCAGGGCGUGAAGAGUGCCAUCGCGAAGGGCAACGAAUAUGCCUUGCAUGACAACCUUGACUACUUCUGCGGCGAUUUGGACCGUGUUUGGGCCAAAGACUACGUACCAACUGAUCAGGAUUUGUUGCGCUCAAGGUUAAGGACAACGGGCAUCACUGAGACGAUCUUCGACCUCGGUCAGCUCACAUAUCGCAUGUUCGACGUCGGCGGCCAAAGAUCAGAACGCAAGAAGUGGAUUCACUGCUUCGAAAACGUCAACUGCCUGCUAUUUUUGGUAGCCAUUUCAGGUUACGACCAAUGUCUGGUGGAAGACAAGGACGGUAACCAAAUGAACGAAGCCCUGAUGCUGUGGGAGUCCAUCGCCAACUCUCACUGGUUCAGCAAGUCUGCGCUGAUCCUCUUCCUGAACAAGAUGGAUCUUUUCAAAGAGAAGCUGGCCAAGAGCCCGAUAACAGAUCACGGCUUCACUGACUACCACGGCCCACCGGACGACCCGAACCUGGCCAGCAAGUACUUCAUGGACAAGUUCCGGGCGCUGAACCGGAACCCAGAGAAGGAGAUUUACGGACAUUUCACUAACGCGACCGACACCAACUUGCUCAAGAUCACCAUGGGUUCCGUGCAGGAUAUGAUUAUCCAACGGAACUUGAAGCAGCUUAUACUUGCGCGCCCCUUGUAAAGGUUUUCUCGGUGUCCGUCUGCAAAGAAGAAACGGCCGGAAACCGGGGAGAGGAGGCCAAAAGACAAAUGGUUGUAAUUCACCACACUACCCUUGUUUUGUUUCGCUUCCUUUUUUGUUUGUUUUCGUCAUUCAUCCUUGUCAUUACUUAUCAUGAUACUGGGUUUCUGGGCGGCUUGUUUUUCUGUUGCUUUUUUCCUUCUCAUGCCCUUUUUCCCCGUUUUUUAUGUUUUAUUGGGGAUACAAAUGUGACCUAACCAGAGUUUUUUUUUACUUGAUUAUGAUAGGGUCUGAAAAAGGAAGAAGAGAAGAGAACAUGAUAGCCUCCGUUUCUUCUUUGCGAGUUUUCCGCGACACAUUUCUUCACCGUUUCUCUACAUUUGAGCCGAGACCGACUGCACCCGCUGCUGCAUAUUCAUGCAGAUCUCGACAGACCCCGGCUCUUAUUUUACCCUCCGCGUGGCAGACACGGCACACACACGAUUCCCGCCCGUCCGUCCGUCCGUCUACGAACCGAAUUGUUACUUGCCGUCCGAACGGGUUCGAAUGACGACAUUGCUUUGUCCGUUUGGGCAGACCUUUUGAUUCAAGGUGUAUAUGCUUAUUUUUGGGGGGAGGGGCGGGGGGGCGUGUUUGGUUUGUUUAUACUUUUUUAUAUACCUUUUUGGGGG
Podospora bellae-mahoneyi is the source of this 2988-nucleotide messenger RNA. It is a transcript of the gene GNA2, whose product is annotated as G-Protein alpha subunit. The transcript has 7 exons. Gene Ontology annotation, biological process: G protein-coupled receptor signaling pathway. Gene Ontology annotation, cellular component: heterotrimeric G-protein complex. Gene Ontology annotation, molecular function: GTPase activity; G-protein beta/gamma-subunit complex binding; GTP binding. Lineage: Eukaryota; Fungi; Ascomycota; Sordariomycetes; Sordariales; Podosporaceae. The record is from RefSeq and is a predicted model, not a curated record. Bases 1238 to 2317 code for a protein of 359 amino acids.